AUGACCUGGGUCUCCAACGCCACCCCCGAGGUGGACGCCAUCUCCCAGUGGCGGACCAUCGUCGCCGUCUGCAUCGUCCUCACCGUCGUCUCCUUCGCCGUCGUCGGCUUCCGCCUGUGGCUCAGCUUCCGCGGCCGCGGCCUCAUGGCCGACGACUACGUCGCCGCCGCCUCCUUCCUCCUCGCCCUCAUCUACUCCAUCCUCACCAUCGAGCAGACCAAGUACGGCCUCGGCCUGCCGCUGAAACUACGCUCGCGCGACCCGGCGGACGCGGCGACGUACAAAAAGGUCAACUUUGCCGGCCGCCCGAUCUACCAGUUCGGCGUGAGCCUGUUCAAGGUGGCGCUGCUGAUCAGCUACCUGCGGCUGCUGCAGGCGACGAGCAAGCGCGGCUACCGGGUGCUCAUCUGGGUGGCCAUCGCGGCGGUGCUGCUGGGACACUUGGGGAGCGCGUUCGCGCUCAUCUUUGCGUGUAGGCCGGUGAGCUUCUCGUGGGAGCUCAAGGUGGCGGAUCCGCACCCGACGUGUGUGAACUUGUCACAGACGUCGCUCAUCUACUCGCUGAUCACGAUCGUGUCGGACGUGCUGGUGGCGGUGCUGCCGAUCCCGGUGCUGCUGACGCUCAAGAUUCCCAACGCGAAGAAGGCGGGCCUGGUGGGCGUCUUCCUGCUCGGAUUGUUCACGACCAUUUGCUCGGUCAUGCGGCUGAUCCAGCUCAACCGCAUCUCCUUUGGCGACGGCAACUCGACCAUGCUGGUCCUCUGGGGCGUCAUUGAGUUCAACGUCGGUAACAUGGUCACGUCGCUGCCGUUCCUCGCCCCCGUGUUCAUCAAGAAGGCAAAAGACCUCAGCUACAGGCGGUACAAGUCCAACAGUCGCGAGACCGAGGCCUCCAAGAACUCGAGGCUGUCGAGGCAGCAACCGGGCGGGACGAGGAACAACAACGAGAACGCGUACCACCUCGAGGACGUCAAGCAUCCGUCCAACCACAAGAGCACGGUGGUGGGCUCCAGCCAGUCCUCGGGCAGCGCGGAGAACAUCCUCCCCAAGGAAGGCAUCGUCAAGUCAGUGGAAUACUCCGUGUCCGUGGACAAGACGCAAUCAGAGCAACAGAACACGCCGUGGCAUCCAGUCUAG
Molecule: messenger RNA, 1137 nt
Organism: Cordyceps fumosorosea ARSEF 2679
Lineage: Eukaryota; Fungi; Ascomycota; Sordariomycetes; Hypocreales; Cordycipitaceae
Exons: 2
Coding region: 1-1137 (378 amino acids)
Source: RefSeq, a predicted model, not a curated record